UCCUUAUGAAAAAUUUCGCUUGAAGUUUACUUUUGAGUGAGAGACAAAAAAGAAGGGCGCCGACAUCCCAGCAGCACGACAAGCACGAGUCAAAAUUUGGUCUGUUGCGCAGCCGUUCCGUGUUUAACACACAUUCCCUUCGUCUUCUUCACAUUUUGACGGUAGUUAAAUCAUGUCAGGCCGUGAGGGAGGCAAGAAGAAGCCAUUAAAGGCACCCAAGAAGGACGGCAAGGAAUUGGACGAUGAUGACCUGGCUCACAAGGCAAAGCUUAAGGAACAGCAGAAGGCUAUGCAAGAGGCAAAGGCUAAAGCUUCACAGAAAGGACCUCUCGUUAGUGGUGGAAUUAAGAAAUCGGGAAAGAAAUAACAGGCUAUUAUGGUUACAAUGUCUAAGACUGUAUGUUUCCUACUGCAUUUAAUUUAAGUUCAAGUACUACAGAAACCAUAAUUUAUUUGACCGUGUUUUUCCAAAAUCUGAUUGUUAGCUAAACUCCCAAUAAUACAACAUUUAUAAAUGGUUAUUAAUUGAUUGGGGCAAAGAGAUGCAGUCUCUGGUAUGCUCAAUGGGUUGUCAUGUAUAAUUUCCUCUUCUCAAUAAAUAUUUUUUAAGAAAA
This is a messenger RNA of Frankliniella occidentalis (western flower thrips), 614 nucleotides long. RefSeq names its product translation machinery-associated protein 7 homolog. Lineage: Eukaryota; Metazoa; Arthropoda; Insecta; Thysanoptera; Thripidae. The record is from RefSeq and is a predicted model, not a curated record. The transcript has 2 exons. Bases 173 to 367 code for a protein of 64 amino acids.